This is a messenger RNA of Neoarthrinium moseri, 2010 nucleotides long. RefSeq lists its product as uncharacterized. Bases 1 to 2010 code for a protein of 669 amino acids. NCBI's taxonomy places the organism in Eukaryota, Fungi, Ascomycota, Sordariomycetes, Amphisphaeriales, Apiosporaceae. The transcript has 2 exons. The record is from RefSeq and is a predicted model, not a curated record.
AUGGCAACAAGGAGAAGUGCCCGACUUCAAGAGCUGCCAGCUCUGGAUGUGGCCCAUGACAAGCAAGAUGCACCCGGGCAGGCUGCUGCGGUGAGGAAGCCAAAGCUGCAGACUCCGGCGGCAAAGCCGACACCCAAAAGAGCCCGCAGUCUAGGAGGGGUGGUGAAGGGCAAGACAAAGACGGCGGCAGAUGCGACUACCAGCAAGGGCAAAGCGCAAUUUCUCAACCCUCAAAUCAACUCGGUCGACGUCAACGCCAAGAUGCUCUCACUCCCACUGGAAGUCCUCAGUAUCAUCCUGGACAACAUUGAAGACCCACCAACACUCAGUGCUCUUGGUCGAACCAGCAAGAUGUGUUAUUCUCUGACAAUGCCCCGGCUCUACAACCGCAUCGCCGUCGCCGCCAUGUUUCACGCACACAUCCCCAAACUCAUCCGCACGCUGGAGCCUCACCUCACGAUAGCGCAGAAGAAGCAGUUGAAGAAGGAAGGUAAGUACAAAGGCCAACAAGAGCGAUACCCAACCGGCCUCAACGAGAAAGAGAUGCCCAUGUGUGCCAGCUUUGUGAGACAAAUGGUAGUUGGUGCUGCGAAUCCGGGGAAAAAGCACCAAUAUAUCGUCGACAGAUAUAUUGAGGAGGCGCUCAAGAACAUGGAAAACCUUGAGAUUCUUGAAACGUGGGUAAUGAAUAAGUCCAUCAGCCAGACUAUUGCAUCACUUCAGAGCUUGAAAGCCCUGUACUUGUACGCAGAAAGGGUUGGAGAAGAAGAUAUAUCAUCAUUGGCCCAUAUCAAAAACCUCAAGCAUCUGGUGGUGCGAGACCAUGGCUGGUCAUCGAUAUUUGUUGGGCACAAGCUCAAUGUUGUACAGUCCAUGCUCCGGAAUUCAAUGUCAACACUUCAGAGCCUCACCCUCCAUACAAACUCGUCUUACGGCAAUCCAUUCGGAGAUUGGGACAAGACUCUGGGAACCUCGACAGGAGCUAACGCCACGCGCAAAGAUGACGAAGCCCAUAAUUUCGCUGCAUUGAAGUCAUUAUCCCUGUCGGGUACCCUUAUCGAUGAGGAUUUUAUGCGGGAGUUCGCUAAGGCCAUUGACGUCCUCCGGCUGCGUGAGCUGACUCUCGCAUAUUUGAACGACCAAGAGUGCCUAUUUUACCCUUUCCUCGCUAGCCUAGCUACCUCGUACCGUGGUACGACAGACAUGCCCAUAAGCCUGCGAAUCCUGAACCUCAGAAUGUCAGACGAUCAUUUGAGUUUCAACAACGAACAACUUGGGGCCUAUUUCGACGCGAAGUGUCACUUCAUCUCAUCCUUCGAUACCCUGACGAUGCUGGAGCUUCUAGUGUAUGGGGAGUAUCCAUCUGGCCUCGGUUUAGCCAACCCAGGACUCUCAGAAACACUCCUGCAAGCCAUACUCAAACAUGAGAACUUGAGGGUCUUGAGAUUUUCUUACAGUGGAUGGAGAUCCGAGUACAACAUUCCGUCUCUGGGGCCCAAGACUGUUGGCCGUAUUAUAGAUGGCCUGCCUCGGUUGCGGGAGCUCGAAUUUGUCCCGACUGUAGAGCAAAUGGGCGAGAUAAGUCAAGCCCUUCUUCGCGGUGGUGGCAAUCUCGAGUCCGUUACCUGUUUCCCUGCACGAUGGGAUUCAGGUCCCAGACCAGACCAACCUAGCGAAACCCUCUCUAGUAUUCUCCGGGCCUUUCUUUCGAAUCCCAAGAUUGACCUCAUAUCCCAAUCCAGAAAUAAAGAGUUCGUAUGGGAGGACUACUACAAGCUUAACCGAGUUUCCGAUACAUAUCAAGUGUGGGAAGUUGCGUCAAAAUUCGAGAAGCCAAGAAAUAGAAAGGGGAACGGCAAGGCCCGCACCAAGCCGGGAAAGAUUCAGGUGGAAGUAGCUGGUGGGAUGCGUGAGGUCUGGUAUCGACUAGUUCCACGUACGCAGCACAUCCAUGUCGGGUACGAUCCAGACUUCAAGUGGGUGAAAAAGGCCGAGAAGGAACUACGAUAG